Molecule: messenger RNA, 7408 nt
Organism: Meriones unguiculatus (Mongolian gerbil)
Lineage: Eukaryota; Metazoa; Chordata; Mammalia; Rodentia; Muridae
Gene: Opcml
Product: opioid binding protein/cell adhesion molecule like
Exons: 8
Coding region: 1062-2126 (354 amino acids)
Cellular component (GO): neuron projection
Source: RefSeq, a predicted model, not a curated record
CCAAGGGGAUCGUGGAGCCCCCUGAGGUUCCAGGGAUCCCCGUCUCCGUGGGCGCAUCUGUCCCGGCGCGGCGGGGGUUAAGGUGGGCGCCCGCGCCCCGCACCCGCCGGGAUGAGCUCGCAGUCCGCGCUGCCUGCCAGCCGGCUCGCACGGAGUCGACACCGGGAGAAAGUGGCGGUCAGGGAUGCAGCUGCUGCCAUGACAACCCCGGCGGUCAGGGACCGCGCGCGUCCGGGCUGCUCUCCGGAGGAAGGCGGCGCGGAGGCCGGGGGCGGCCGCUGAGCGUGGCGUCCGCGCGUCCCCGCGUCCCGUGCAGCGUUCCCGGAGGAGGAGGGGGCCGCAGUCCGCUCAGCUCCAGGCGCCCAAAGCCUGCGCCGCGGCGCUCCGCGGGCUGGCGAGGGCCGAGCUGGCGAGAAUCGCCCGCCGGGCCCCAGGGAGGACAGCCUCAGAGUGAAGGAUCCGGGCUACGCCUGCUGCGGGUCUCCGUGUGGAACUUUUUAUCGCCUUGGGGUCCAGAUGCGAGACUUGGGGGCUGUUUUCUAACUCUACCCAUACAUGUGUGUGAUCUAAUAAAACAUUUUCUCCUCUCCUUGAAGCAGGAGCUUUUUAUGACAUCUCCUUUCUGUCAGAGACACUUGCCUUCUUUGGGUUAUAAACUUUUGAUGCCAGACCUCUGCAGAACGCGCCCAACUGAAUCUUAAAGUAGCUUCACCGGGAGAGGCAGAGAACGCACAAUCUGUGACCUUCGUCCCUGCUCCUUCUUUCGUGCUCUCCCUCCUGGCGGGCUCCCUCCGCCCCAGGGAGCUUCGAGAAAGCUCUUUUUUUGGAUGCAGGAGGGGGCAUCUGGUUCUGCUAGGCUGGAAAGCUGAGGCUGGAGCCGAGGAAGAAUUAUUAGGCUCCUGAGAGCCGGGACUCAGCCUCUCCUUCUCCCUCUCCCAGCUCCUGGCUUGCUCUCUCUUUCUCUCGGUGCUUUCGCCCCUCAACACUUCCGGCUGUUCGGAGAGGGCAGGGGACAGGAACCUUGCAGCUGCGGGAGUUCUGGGAAGUUGUUGCUGACAAGAAUGGGGGUCUGUGGGUACCUGUUCCUGCCCUGGAAGUGCCUCGUGGUCGUGUCUCUCAGGCUGCUGUUCCUUGUACCCACAGGAGUGCCGGUGCGCAGCGGAGAUGCCACCUUCCCCAAAGCUAUGGACAACGUGACGGUCCGGCAGGGGGAGAGCGCCACUCUCAGGUGUACCAUAGAUGAUCGUGUCACCAGGGUAGCCUGGCUAAACCGCAGCACAAUCCUCUACGCUGGGAAUGACAAGUGGUCCAUAGACCCUCGAGUGAUCAUCUUGGUCAACACACCUACCCAAUACAGUAUCAUGAUCCAGAAUGUGGAUGUAUAUGAUGAAGGUCCAUACACCUGCUCUGUGCAGACAGACAAUCACCCCAAAACCUCCCGAGUCCACCUCAUAGUGCAAGUUCCUCCCCAGAUAAUGAACAUCUCUUCAGACAUUACUGUGAAUGAAGGAAGCAGUGUGACCCUGUUAUGUCUUGCAAUUGGCAGACCAGAACCAACAGUGACAUGGAGACACCUGUCAGUCAAGGAAGGCCAGGGCUUUGUGAGCGAAGAUGAAUACCUGGAAAUCUCUGACAUCAAGCGUGACCAGUCCGGGGAAUAUGAAUGCAGCGCCUUGAAUGAUGUUGCAGCACCUGAUGUGCGGAAAGUAAAAAUCACUGUAAACUACCCUCCGUAUAUCUCAAAAGCCAAGAACACUGGUGUUUCAGUCGGUCAGAAGGGCAUCUUGAGCUGUGAAGCGUCUGCUGUCCCCAUGGCUGAAUUCCAGUGGUUCAAGGAAGAUACCAGGUUAGCCACCGGCCUGGAUGGGGUGAGGAUUGAGAACAAAGGACGCAUAUCCACUUUGACUUUCUUCAAUGUCUCAGAGAAGGAUUAUGGGAAUUAUACCUGUGUGGCCACAAAUAAGCUUGGGAACACCAAUGCCAGCAUCACACUGUAUGAAAUAAGCCCCUCAUCAGCAGUGGCAGGGCCUGGAGCAGUCAUUGAUGGUGUAAACUCAGCCUCUAGAGCACUGGCUUGUCUCUGGCUCUCAGGGACCUUCUUUGCCCACUUCUUCAUCAAGUUUUGAUAAGAAACCAUAGGUCCUCUGAGCAUCGCCUGCUUCUCCAUAUUACAGACUUUAAUCUACACUGCGGAGGGCAAACCAGUUUGGGCUUCUUUUGUUUAUUUUUGUUCUCCUUGACUUUUUUGUUGGUUUGUUGGUUUGUUUGCUUUCUGGGAUUUUCAGUUUUAUUUGAUUUUUCUUCUUUAGUUUGAAUGCAGGGGUUGGAGGUCGGGGUGGGCAGGGUUCUACCAAGGGUAGGAUAAUCAUUCAUUGGUAUACCCCCAAAUGGAAUCUAUUCCUGCUACCUUGGCCUUCCUUUUCUCUACUUCUCUUCCUACCACCAUUAACACACACACACACACACACACACACACUCACUCCACAAAAUUAGGCAAAGAGUAUAUGUUAUGAUAAGCACCCUGAUGGUACAAGUUGACUCACAAUGUAGUACAAAGUAAGAGUUGCAUCUAAAUGUACUAUUUUCUUUGUCUUUUAAGUUUUCAUUCAUUUUUCCUAGCUAAAACAUACACAUUCUUAUAAUCACCCCAUGCUUAUGAUCACCUAUCCUAUUAGGCGACACACCUUUCCUUUCUAGGAAUCUGUCUCACUACACCCUGGAUGUGCCUAUAUGUACAUCCAUAUGUAAAAAAAUUGCCAUCUUCUCUGGCCAUUCUGCUCUAUUCAUUUCUUCCACUAACCCUAAGAAUUACAGCUAAGACUAUGCAUGCAACCCAAAACUUAAAAUGUAGAAGUCCAAUAACCAAAUAAGGGAAGUAUAUUUAGGGUAGUAAUUCCCUUAAACUGCUGUCACAACUCAUAAAAUGGUGAUCAAUAGCUAGCUAAUUAUUUUAUCAAGCUAUCAAAUCAAUCAUGGCAUUAUCAGGUACUCAAUUGAUUUAUUUCUGCAUCUAGUUCUACCCGCCUGUCUUUCUCAUCAUCUAUUGGCUCUACUUACCUAACCGUUCUUUUUGUUUCUCUUCCCACUGUUCACUAUCAAUUCAUCACUGUAUUAAUCUCUAAUCAUGUUGUGUCUGUGCCACUAUCUUCAUUUCUCCACUACCAUCAAUAGAUAUUGCCAUCUUCAAAACUGCCUAGCAACUCCUUUUGUGAAAGCCGGUGAUCUCGCAGGCUAGCUGCACAGAAGAACAACUUCCUGUGUCAUGGAUCCUUGGGAGUGUGGUAACCCAUCCACCCAAAUUAGACAUUUCGAACAGAUGGACCAAAGUAAUAAUCUAAAGAUUAGUCACUCAGGAUUCGCAGAGAGACUGUUUCCUGAACCACCUUCUCAGGAGGCAGAUGAGCCCUGGAGAAGCCUUGAUUAUGCUGCAUUUCUCCCUUAACAGCUGGGAAAUUAAAGUACCACCCUCCUGCUUCUCUCAGCCUUUCAAGAAAAGCGUGUGUCAGGAACUUGGAGGAACUUCUUCGUGGCUGGCUUUCAUUAGCAGAAAGAACCUGACAAAAAAAAAAAAAAAAACACAUACCUGUCCCUUCUAUGUAAAGACAGCAGUCCAUCAGCCGAAGUGUGAUGACUGUAGCUAAGCAUCUCCCUUCUGCUCCAGUUUUGAUUUGAAUUGUUUGAAAAUUAUCCAGCAAAGGGCUGAUGGAGGCCAAUUACGUGGCGGGUGUGUUGACAACUCUGGUAUUUGUUUCAGAAAGCUCUUCUGAGCUGAGGGCACUUGAGCUACUGACUUAAUUUCCAAGCACUUGAUUAACACAACAUGGCAAACAGAGAGGCAAACUGUAAGUAAUACAGUUUCCUAGGCUAUUCCUCCAGCGGCUUUGGGGAUACAUGUCCCCAAAUUCUUAUGUUCAAAGCAGGCUUACUGUACAAAUAAGAUCAGAUACAACCUCUCAGCAUUGUCUCUUGGGAAAAGAAGAGCUCCGCCAGCAAGGGAGACUGCAGUUCAAAGCAACAACAUGAAAGGUCACCAAGGGCUCUCUGGAGGGACUGGCUUACUGACAGGUUGAGAAGGAGGACCAGCAGUGACUUUCUUACAGACAUGUCCUGCCUCCCUUAGGGACCCUUUUAAGGUCCACCUCUGAAAACUAAUGACUAUGGCCUCCAUUAGAUUCAGUUCUCCUAAAGCUUAACUGAUCACUUGUUCCAAGAUAACUGCCCACUCUGUGCCAUUAUGUCCAAAUAAAUACAAUACCCACAGUGGGUACAUAUAUAUAUAUAUAUAUCUGUGUAAACAUAUCCAUAUAUAUACAAAUGCAGGCUUUCUUGGCAUACAAAAGCUCGGCACCAUCAUAAGAGAUAGAGCUGGUGUGAGCAAAAUUAAUACUCUUCUUGCCAGCUGUAAAAGACAUCUGCAUUUCCUAGUGAGCUGCCAAGAACGAGACUCUGGGAGCAUAAAUGAUGUGCCAAAAACAGUCUAUUUAUUCCGACUUCCAGAGGCAAUCAGGAGCAGGCACAAAGUCAGAAUUACAGGUCGGAUAUAUGAAUUUCAGAUCUGUCACCACACUCAGCACCUGGGAUUGGGUUGGUGUCAAGCAUUGUAUGAGACAUAAACAUGGCGUCUGAGUUUUCUACUAAAACUACAUUUGUUACUUUGAAGAAAAGGAAAUGUGGAUGCCGUGGAAACUGCAAAAUCUUGGGUGAUAUGCUGCUUGAAAUAGAUAAGCUCCUCACCACCUCAGUCAAGCCGACCAUCAGAACCCUGUUGAGUACAGACUCAGGGUCAUCAUGCAGCUCUGCUUCACCUACUUUUACUGGAUAUUAGAAGUUUCGCUGGCGGUUACAUGCUCCAUCUAAACUUCAGAAGAAAAAACAUAUUCUAGUCAAUCUUCAUCCGUUGGGGUGGGGGGGACCAACAAGUAGAAAAGACUCAAGACAACUGGGUACCAGAUAUAAAAAUAACUUCUUCAAAGAAAACAUGCUCCAGCUCCUGUUAUCUGAGUGACUUUGAUGGGGAUGGCUCCAUGUGAUAGGAGCUGAUCCCAAACCUUUCGCAGCAAAUAGAACAGCAGCAGCUUACUAAAAACAACACGCACACUUACACAUGCCUUUUCAGCUUUACACAUGGAGGGUGGAUGGAGCAGGGCAACUAGAUGGAUUCCUUCAGCUUGCCAAGGGUGGAUGUGCACAAGGGAUAAGGUUAGGAAAAAAAAAACACAUUAGUCUAAGUAGCUGGUAGAACAUUGUGGGUUUUCUAAGUGGAAACCAAAUAAGAGAUUAGGUAAAAGGAAUUCAGCAAAGGUAGUCAUACUGAAACUUUUCCCCUUCCCAAAACAAUGCUAAUUUGUCCUUCCACCAAAGUAAUGCCAAUGAAAGUGCUAGUGUUAUGGCUCUGGCCAAGCCUGUUUUUUUGAGUAGUUUGAUGUCAAGUGCCUGAUAUAGUCAUCUGCAAGUUUAAUCAAGGGUGUUUGGAUUUUCUUUCUCAUUCUUAUUGGGAAGGGUGGAGAUGUAGGAAAUAGUUGUCAAAACAUAUAUAGCUCUGACACAGAUAGGUGCAUGGCUCUUCUGCUGUGGGUUACAGCUGUGUGCAUUUCAGAGGGAAAGGGACAUUUGUGUGUCACCAAGAUGGCUCAGCCUUUGUCCUCACACUGCUUUGGCUGUUGUUUACAGGUUGGGCAGUUAGUUCUUAAAAUCUGGUCAUAAGUUUGGUCUGGGUCUCUAGAAUCUUCACAGCUGAGGCUGUGUUUUAAGGAUCUCUUUCUGUAUCCAGCUGUUCACAUUGUCCUCAGCAAGGAGGAAGAGCAAAUUCUACUUACAGAGGAAAAAAGAGAAAAUACUGUGAGAGCAGAAAUCUCCCAAAGUAGACAGGUGAUCCCAGAGAGUUUAUCACAGCCACUGGAUAAGGAAUGGUUGGAAAUACAAUACUGGUAUUUGGAUUGAUGCUUCCAGGGCCAAAGAACCAAAUGUUCUUAGUAGCCUAUAUGGCUAUUACUAUCCCGUAAGAGAUGUUGGGGAGAAAUAGCUUACAAAGUUGUGAAAGAAUAUCUUCCCCCAAUUUGAACCUUAAUUUUUAUCAGGGUGAAAAAACAAAACAAAACAAACAAACAAACAAAAAAACUGUCUUCAUAGUGAAAGUAGUCAGCUAAACCCAAUCUCCAGAAUAAAUACCCGCCCCCCACACACACACCUUGGAGUUAUUCUUGUUGAAAUUAGAGGAAGCAGCAUAAUUAUUUCUAAUUUGUUGGGGGAAAAUGUAUUUUUCUCCACACAGCAAGAAUAUCUGGGUUUUAUUUGGCAUAAGCCUUAUUCCUAGAAAUCCUCAUGUCCAAUUACUUCCCUCCUUAUUAUCCAGAGCUUUGCUCUCUCUUUCUUUCAAGACAAAUAUGUUUGAGUAGCUGCAGUAGCACCUCACAGGUGUCCAAGCAGAAGGGCAGCACUGUAGAGGAUGCCAUAUGAUGAGAACUUCUAAUGACCACACACACAAAAAAAAAAACAAACAAACAAAUAAAAACGCCAGGCUCAUUUCCUUCAUUUCUUACUAAAGAGAAGAGAAGUAAAUGGAAAGAAGAAGAAAUAGAUUUGCAAUUAAAAAUGUGGCAAAAAGAUAAAGCUGAACCAGUGCAAUUUAGCCUUCAGGUGCAGACUACGGAGCCCGAAAGAAUGUGGAGUGAACUUAGUUAGAUACGAUUGUUUUCGUAGUGAAAGUAGUCAGCUAAACCCAAUCAGUCUCCAGUGUUUGGGAAGAGACUUCCUGCACCCCCUCCCCCAAGUGGUGCACUUUUUUAAGGCAUGUGGUUGUUUCACACCACUAGGUGGAGAAAGAAAGAUUGGGAGCCCUCUACCAUCCUCAUGGGUCUCCAUCCUAGGUUAUUUGGCAGAGUAUAAGAAUCUCAAUAAUAACAAUGGUAAGUAAUAAUAGCUGCCCUUGUGUUAGUGAAAAGGACCAUUUUUAAUCAUUCAGAAAUCUUUGUGACAUGUAAAGUGCAAUUGUGAGGAAUGUGUGGGUGUACGAAAAUGUAUCUGUCAAGUUCAGAGUCCUCUCUAGAUUAAAAAAAAAAACUAUGAUUAUCAAUGGUGCCGUUAAUAGCUGUGUUGAACAAUGGGUGUGCCCAUUUUCACAAUUAUUCUUAAAACAAAUCUAUGUUCAGAUGCUUUAAAAUUUAUCACAUGAUACAAGAAUAUGACUUUGUCAGCCUUUAAAACUUCUUUUUUUCUUUUGCUUUCUUAUUUUUUUCUUCAAAAAUCAAUGACGACUUGAUUUCUGUCAAUCAUUGUAUUGAGGGUGAAUAUUACUACCUGAAUUUUGUGCAUGUUACAUUGUAGUUGUGACCUUUUCUAAUUCAGGAUGAAUACAAGAUGGUUGUGACUGUGCAGUGUAUCAAUAAAGUUUGAAGAAAUUUGUAACUUU